AUGAGUCGUGAGCUUUCAAUCGAUAGGCUCGACAGCUUGCCAGAUGAAGUCAUAUGCCACAUUCUCUCCUUCCUCCCCACAAGGCUCUCUAUGUCAACCAGCGUCCUCGCUAAACGAUGGAGGUUUUUGUGGGCCCACGUCCCUGUUUGUGAUUUCGAAGGAAAUUUUAAAAAAGGUUUGGAAACACCAAAUCUAGACGUGAUAUACAGUGUUAUUCAGCGGCACAAGGUAAAGACAAUUCAUAGUCUUCGGCUGAGUAUAGGGUGCUAUGAGUCUCAACUAAAUACAUUGAUCUCCACUACCUUGGAGCGUAACAUCCGGAAUCUUCAUAUCGAUCUUGGCGUAAAUACUAUUGUUUUCUUGCAUCGAACUCUCUUCACCUGCAAAACCGUGGUCGAAAUGAGGCUCGAUAACGGCCUCUGCUUGCCUUCAACUGGGGGCGCAUGUUUGCCUAGCCUCAAGAAACUUCAUCUUUCUAAAGUUGACUAUGAGGAUGAUAAUGCGCUUACGUACUUGCUUUCUGGCUGUCCUUUGCUCCAGGAGUUGAUCAUCGAUCAUUCGGCUGAUGAAACAGAUAUGAGAUUCUUUCAUGUAGUAUCAUCCACGAUAAAAAUGCUUGAGGUUAUUGACAGAUUUGGCCUAUUUGGUGGUUCAAGCAUAAAGUUUAAUAAUUUAACUAAACUUGAACUCCAAUUGGGUGUUGAAUGGCAUUUGCUCGUGGAGUUUCUUGAAGUUGCUGAUAAUCUUGAAGUCCUCGUUGAUGGCCUAACUGUCAACAGACAUAACAUUCGGUGUCUCGAGUUUAAUAAACGAGAUGGGUGUUUGUUGCCUGACCCAUUUCACGUGGAGUUUUGCUGUAAUGCGUUGUUUGGUUUGGUUUACAGGCAACUGUCACUUGACUUGCUAAAUGGGGCAUUUGGGGGCUUCAACGUGAACUUUGGUAAUUUGAGUCAUUUGACCCAACUCGAACUCAUUUUGGCUGUCGAAUGGCCAAUUCUUGUGAAGAUUCUUGAAAUUGCUGAUAAUAUUCCUGAGGCCCUUAUUGAACCAGAAUUGUUCUUUCCCCAGCCGGUUUGGGUUCCAACAAAUUGGGCCCGGAGACCCAUUAGUUCGCGCCCAAAACCAACCGACCAGGUACAUAUCUACUCGUUGAUAGUCGGGCUCAGCCCGUUGAGCAUGGGCGUCUGCCCCAGAACCGACUGGCUGGAACCGGGCCUGGCAGCCGGUUCAGGGCUUAGUUUUCGACCCUUUGUCCCUACACACAUACACGUACCUGCAAUUAACUGGCCAACUGCGAAAAAGAUUUUCGUGAAGCUGCUGGUAUGA
Molecule: messenger RNA, 1326 nt
Organism: Striga hermonthica
Lineage: Eukaryota; Viridiplantae; Streptophyta; Magnoliopsida; Lamiales; Orobanchaceae
Source: the annotation of a GenBank genome assembly